UGACAGACCCACUGCUUCUGCUUCUUCUUCCUUCUUCUUCUUCGGCCGUGCUCACAUUCUUCUGGACACUAGUUUCGCAGUUUUGCCUGCUGUUGCUUCAUCGAUGCGCAUCUUUGCUGCGAGAAUUUCGACGCUGUCACUAAGGAGCUCUCGAUCAACGGAAAUAGUUGCGUAGAGGGGGUUUCGAUUCGAAGGAAGCCCGAGGAUCAGGGGAAGGAUUUCGAAGGGUUCGAAGUCAUGAGAACGGCUGUAAUAUUUUGCAGAAACGUGAGGCGAUUGUCCUCGGUGGUACCGCAAGGCUGCAAUGACCUUGUGGCGAGUUCUCGUGUAAACAAGACUUUCUCAACAGUUGGAAGGAAGGAUGGGGCGCCCAGUCUUGUUGGAUCAAGAGGAGCUGGUGGGUCGCUUGCUCAAUUGAGUGAUGGGUUGUUUGUUGGCUCUGCGAGGUUCAUGGGCUAUUCGAGUUUCGGUGAAAAGUUUGCAGAGAAGAUACCUGAGGAUACUGAAAAGCAUCCAGAGGAGGCUAUAGAAAGAGCUAGUCAAGAGCUUUUCGAGCAAUCUAAUGUAACCGCAUAUCAUGAGGAAUCCCCCACAGAGGAGACGGAGGGAUACGUGGUCAAAGAUCAUAUUGCAGAGAAACCUGGCGCUGAGGUUGCAAACGAGGUGUGGGGCGCAAAGGAACAGGACGGUACGAGUGUGUUCACUGAUCACUCUGACAAAGUAUCGACUGAAGCAUAGAGGCUACAUGCAAAUAUAAGUAUGAGGGUACAAGCAGUUGUGGAGACGGUCAGAAUGGGUGGGAGUACUGGAGGGUAACACAAUCGAUGCCAUCUGUCCGACUCGCGUAACAAUUUCGAGAUGACUCGAAAGAUACUUGCAUUCUUCAAGUGGGUGCCAAGUGGUUAGACACUAUUUUGCAAGCAGCACUAUCCUAGACCAAAAAAAAUAAAAUAAAAGAAAAAAAAAAGAAAAAAAAAAAGGCAAUGAUAACUCUUUCUGGAAGAAGUAGUUCUUGUUUAACCUGGUAUUCUUGGGGCCAGAGGAAGGAGCUAGGCACUAGCACUGCUCCAUGUGCACUGCCAUGAGCAGAGGUCGAACCAUACGUGUGGCAACCCGGACAUCUGUUUGUGUAAAGUAAGCUUUUGGCGUUGUAAAGUAGUUCCUUAAGUUGAUACCUAAGCUAAAUUUGCAAAGCCGACGUAGUUUUGUUUUAUUAUGUAAUCACCAGAACGACUUGAUUUUGUCCAAGAACAUUCAGUCCUAGAAUAUGUAUAUAUAUAUAUAUAUAUAUAUAUAUAUUGAUGUGCAACGUGGAGCGUUAUGUUGUAGUAUGAUGGAGAGCUGCACUGAGUGGACUGGGGAUUGUCAUGUGCCUUGCACGCAUUUGUAUCUUUAUCAGGGCAGUUGUCCUUGUGUUCAAUUCUCAGACGGUUUUGUUUUCAUCA
Molecule: messenger RNA, 1445 nt
Organism: Physcomitrium patens
Lineage: Eukaryota; Viridiplantae; Streptophyta; Bryopsida; Funariales; Funariaceae
Source: RefSeq, a predicted model, not a curated record